Molecule: messenger RNA, 2205 nt
Organism: Papilio machaon (common yellow swallowtail)
Lineage: Eukaryota; Metazoa; Arthropoda; Insecta; Lepidoptera; Papilionidae
Exons: 1
Coding region: 4-2205 (733 amino acids)
Source: RefSeq, a predicted model, not a curated record
AUAAUGGACAGACUAAGCGAAAACUAUUACCUCAGGAAAUGCUACCUCGAGAAAAAUCAAGUGCCUACACAGAGUGUUAUAAAGAAAACGAUGACACCGUCGUUGGCAAAAGUGUUCUUCAAAUCUAUGACACACAAACACAAGGUACUGGCUGGCUUGGAACCGGUCCUAAAAGGGGGAGGCUAUGACUGGUAUGCACCUCCUGAAGAUCUCUUAAAGGGAAGAACUGUACUCAAGCCGUUGAAAAAGGAAUUUCUCUCAAAACUAGGCUUCAGAGGACUGGAAUACUACGGUGAAAUUAUACUCCAAUAUCAUUUUAAAAGACUCGAAGAGGAAAAACAAGGAGCUCUACUAGAGAGUGAUAUACAAUGGAAAAAGAGCAUCGAAGAAUUAUGUAAACAACAAACCGAAGAACUUUCAAAGAAAGCGGCCCAGAAAAAUUCUGAUAAAAUAAGAGAUGCAUUUCAUGAAUUUACAAUGUUGUAUACGACUUCAAUUAAUAAAAUCGAAAGUUUGUUAUUAAAUUCUGCCAUCGCAGAAAUAGAACGCGUUAAAGAGGAAGCGUUUUCAAAGAUGUCGAAUCAUUAUAAGACUUUGUUAAAACAACAAGCGACUAUGCUCUAUGACCGUUACACUGAAAAACUCGAAAAAAAGAAAUCUGAAUUAAAAGAACAAUUUAUCUCAAAAAUGGAGCAAUCGCGUAUGGAGUUAGGUAACAAAGUCCACGACAUAAAUGUAGAAAAGCAUAUCACUAUAGAAAAACUCCGACAGUUGCUCGAAUGUCAAAACCUCGCUUGUCAGAUUUACGUCGCUAUGAAAGAAAAGCAAGAAAAUGAAAAACUACUAAGCCAAGCCACAUAUGAACAUAAAAAAAUCCUUAAACUUUUAACUAAGGAAGUCGCCAGAAAAGAUGUCGAAAUUAAAAUAGAAAUAGAAAAGGAGGAAAGACGGGAAAGAUUCCAACAGAUAUGGAGAGAAAAAGUGUUUCAUGUGGUUAAAAAGUUCCAUGAGUUUAUUAGUUACUCUUUACAUACGUUACCUGAACAAGCCGACUUCCUAUUAAACAUAGAGAAACUUAUGUUAUUACAGAUAAGUGAAAUUCUUGAGAACCCAAACGCGGAGAGUCUGUUUGAGCCGGAAGAAGAAGAAUUCCACACUCCCGUACCUGAACUUCGACCCUUCUAUAUUUUUGGCGAUGACGGCUCUAAAGUAUCACUUGAUAGAGAUAUUUGCCCUAAACCUUACCGUUCUAGCUCUUCCCAUUUACCCGUCUUAGUUGUAAACAAAACAUGUAUUUAUGCCGCUUGCGAUAAUUUACAAGAAUUUGCCGAUAAAAUGGAACACUUUUUUGAUAAUGUAUGCACGAAAGAGCCAGACCUAACGGACAGCCACGAUAACACUUACGACGUACCCGUACAAUACAGACCAUCAGAACAACUGUUAGAAUUGAAGGAGCAGAGUUCUGUAAUGCAAAUACUGCAAAAAGAAAUGCCGAAUACAAAAAAUGUCCGAACGGAAUGUCUUUGCCCUUGUAAAUUACCUCAUUGCUUUUGUCACCAUUCUCUGGAACCGAUACCAUUUAUUGAUGAAACUAAAAGUGAACAGAUCGAGGAGCCGAAGCCAGUCUCUCAUCAAAAAGAGUUACCUAAAGAUAAAGAAUUAGUGCACAUUCGCGAACCUAAAUGGGAGAGCUAUUUUAAAUUUAUGAAACCUAAAACAUGUCAAUGCGCUAAAGUUGCAAAGAAAACUCUGCAAGAGCAUUUGCCAGCUUACAUGAGAAACAUGUCUACAUUCGAUUAUCCGGAUUUGCCAAAUUACGAACCAUGUUCUUUAAGAACCUUAAAAAAUAUUGUUAAGAGAGCAAAAGGAAAAACUAAACCGGUCGCAAUUCCAAAGAUUCCAGAACCUACCACGAGAGACGUCGAAACGCAGUAUUCUGAUAUCGAAUUUGAAUAUUUAUGUUCUUGCUUCGAUGCAAAACAAGCAAGAUCUAUCUUAAAUCAUAUAAUGAAAGCCGUUGAAAUUUAUACGGAACCAGAAAGAGGUUUCAAUAUAGACGGCUCUCUUCCGUCGGACUACCUGAUUCAACCCGUCGAAUCAUUCGUAAAGAGCCGAGCGCUCUCUUUGAGCAAUUUAAUGAAAGAAUCGCCAGAACUAAAGGAGAUAUUUAAAAAACAAAAAUGCCCAUCAGAUAUUGAAAAGUAA